Molecule: messenger RNA, 4119 nt
Organism: Durusdinium trenchii
Lineage: Eukaryota; Dinophyceae; Suessiales; Symbiodiniaceae
Source: the annotation of a GenBank genome assembly
GCCGACUUCGACACGAUGCAUGAGACCUGCUGCUCCAAGGGCUAUGCUGUUUGGUGCAGUCAGACGCCUCCGACUCCGACGCAAACGGUGAUUCAUGACCAGUACUUCACCAACGUGAAGGACGUGAAGGUGCCCCACACUGUGACUGUGCCUAUCCCUCCUCCUCCACGCAAAGUGAUCACGCACACGGUUCACGUGCACACUCAUGCCUUCGAUUGCGAUGGAGAUGCGAGUGGCGACAUGAGCAUGUGGAGCUCGGAGAAGAAGCGCUACUGCUGCUACUUGCGCGGGAUCACUUGCCACACCAAGGUGACCUAUCGGCCUCACUACCACACCAUCACUCACAUCAAGCAUGUCACAGUCCCAGUCCAUGUGCCCAUCCCGGCACCACCGCCCCAAGUGAUCAACCACGUGGUGAACGACCCGAUUCACGACCCUCCACAGGUCAUCAAAGUGCCUGUUCCUGGACAGCCUACCUACGUCCCUAAGUAUGUUCACCAGAAGCAUUACGUGCCCGUGCGAGAGCCAAGCCCACCUCAAUACCACAACGUGCCUGUGCCGGUUCCUAUCAAGGACCCCGGACAGGUGAUCAAGGUGCCAGUGCCUUUGCCACCCCAAACCGUUGUGAAGAACAAGGUGAUCUACAAGACUCGCCAUGUGAAGGUGCAGCACAUCUACGACUGCAAAGCCGGCUUCAACAACUGGAAUUCCGGUUGGUCUUCAGCCAAGAAAAGCUGGUGCUGCUCCCAUGAGAGUCGAGGAUGCCCAGGCGACCAUUCGGGAAGCCUUACGAAGACCUAUGUCACACACGUGACGGAGGGCCGUCCUCACACCGUAUACCACACCCACCAUUACGUGACCCACCAUGUGUCCCAUGAGUAUGUGCCCACACACGUUGUCCACCACUGGGGUGGUUCGGGCCAUUUCGGUGGUGACAGCUAUGGAUCUGGAUCUGGAGCGACCACUGUUGUCCAUCACUACUCUGGCUCCGGCUCCUCUGGCUCCUCUGGCUCCUGGGGUGGUUCCAGUGGCGGAAGCUCCCAUUCCUUUGGCGGCUCCGGGUCUUUCAGCGGAUCCCACUCCAUCGGAGGCUCGGGGUCUUUCUCCCACAGCUUUUCGAUGAGCUCCAGCUCCGACGGGGGGCACGCACGUCGAUUGCAAGAGAUUGAGAAUGGAGAGGUCGAUGGUGGAGACAGCACCAUUGAGGGUGGAGACAGCACCAUUGAGGGUGGAGACAGUAGCAUUGGAGGUGAGGCCAUUGAGGGUGGAGACAGCACCAUUGAGGGUGGAGACAGCACCGUUGAAGGUGAGGCCAUCGAGGGUGGAGACAGCACCAUUGAGGGUGGAGAGGGUACCAUUGGAGGUGAGGCGAGGCCAUUGAGGGUGGAGACAGUAGCAUUGGAGGUGAGACCAUUGGUGGGGGAGAUGCUGGCGAAGGUGAGUUUGUCGGAGGUGGUGACAGCUCAGUUGGAGGUGGGAUCAUUGAUGGAGACAAUGGAUAUCCGCCAUAUGUUGGAGAUGGCGGCAGUGCCACCGUUGAUGGUGGCGACAGUGGCCUCGGAGGCGAAUUUGUUGAAAAUGGCGGCGGUCUUGGAGGUGAGACGAUUGGCGAUGGCAGCAGCGGCAUUGGAGGAGGGUACUUUCGUUAGCAUGACAUACCCUCAUGAUGCUUGGGUGAAUGGCCAUUACGGUCACUACGACCAUUCUGGCUCUUGGAUCGAAGUCCAUCAUGUCGGUGGACAUUAUCAUGUCCAUGGACAUUACCAUCCAGUUGAUGCUACUCAUUAUGCAACUGAGCAUGCCGUCGCGGCAGUGCAUCCGGAGCACGUCAUUGAGAAGAACUUCUACGAAGUACGCACCAAGACCCAUGUCAUCCACGAUCCGGUGACAAUCCCAGGAAAGGUCAUCCACAAGCAAGUGACACUUCCAGCCAAGGCAGUCUAUAACUGCAUGGAAGGCUUCCACGACUGGCACCACCUUUGGACCGAGGACCAGCAGAAGUACUGUUGUUACAAGGUUAGCCGUGGAUGCACGACGAAGAUCGUAAAGCACUUGCGUUACCACACCGUCGUGCAGAACCACAACAUCCCAGUGCCAGUGCCGAAGCCUGUCCCAGUCCAUUUGCCACCUCCUCCACCACAGGUGAUCAAGGUGCCAGUGCAUUUGCCACCUCCUCCUCGUCAGGUGGUGAAGGUGCCUUACCCAGUGCGAGAGCCAGCUCCCGAGCCAAAGGUCAUCACGAAGGUGAAGUACUUCAAGAAGCCCGUGCCAGUGCCUGUGGUGGUGCACAAGACUGAGAAGAUCCCGGUUCCAGUGAAGAGGACAAAGUACGUGAAGGUGCCAAUCCCGGAGCCAAGCCCCCCUCACAUCGUUUACCACACCAAGAAGAUCGUGUCCCAUGCCUACGAUUGCGAUGAGGGAGUGCACACCUGGCACGACACUUGGUCCCACUCCAAGCGUCUCUAUUGCUGCUGGAGGAGGAGCAUCGGAUGCCCACACUCGCACACAAUCUACCACACGCACACAGUCUACCACACGAAAGUCGUGCCAAAGAAGGUGGUGAUGCCACCCAAGAUCAUCUACAAGGAUGUCACGGUGCAUCAUACCAUUGACAUUGACUGCAACAGUGGAUACUCCAACUGGUACUACGGCUGGUCCAACUACAAGAAGCAUUACUGCUGCUCUCAUGAGAAGAGAGGAUGCCCUGGAACUUGGAAGGGCUUUGCACACGGACACAUUCACGUCACAGUGCAGAAGGGCGUUGGCACUGCAACUGGCAAGAUCUACGACUGCCAGGCUGGCUUCAACAACUGGUUGCAUGGAUGGUCAGACUCCAAGAAGAAGUGGUGCUGCGGCAAGGAGCAGAAGGGCUGUGUGAAGUUCCACUGUGACCACGAUGCGGUGAGCACUUGGGGGGCCGAGAAGCGAGAUUGGUGCUGCGGCAACUUCCAGAAAGGCUGUGCGGCCACCACCCUUUCUCCUUUGGGCUGCGACACUCCUUGCCACCAUGCGGGCGAAUCCUCUACAUGCAAGGAUCGGCGUAUUGAGUGGGCAAGCCACCAUGUCUUUUCAGGCAAGGGCAACGCGUGUGAGUUGGCCUACAGCCAGAUUCAGGUGGAGUGCGAUGUGUGCCGUUCCUGUACCGUCCAGGCGGCCGGAUGCGAGGUGCAUGCUGUGGCAAAGGAUCCCUAUGACUGUGAUGCUGCCCUGAACAACUUCUUCCGAGCUUGGUCUCCUCCGAAGAAGCAGUGGUGCUGUAACAACCGUGGAAAGGGCUGCGAAGGCAACAGCCCUCCCAAGGUCCUUAGCGAACUGGUGCUGACAUUUUUUCAGGUCAAGGCUUCUCCAGUUCAGAGUGGGGUCGCUGCCAUGGCUCGCUUUUCUUCCCGUGCACGUGGGCGCAUGGGCACCGUGGCCCUGGCCGCCGCGGCGUGGUGUGGCACUUGGUGCUUCGUCUCGGCGCCGGAGAAGGCACCGCAUGCGUCCCUGCGCCCCGAGAUCGCCGCCGCAACGGCGGCGGCGGCCUUGAUGCCCAGUGAGGCCUGGGCAAAGGGUGGUCAGUGGGGGCCACUCGAAGGUUUGAUCCAUCCGAUCAUCAUGCCCUGCAUUUUCUUCGCCACCUUGUACACUGGCUUUUUGGGUUGGCAGUGGCGCCAAACCCGCACCUUGGGCGCGGAUCUCUCGGCUUUGCGGAAAAAGCUGCCCAAGGAUGAAGACCCGGAGAAGGAGUCCAGUGCAACAAAGUCCUUGAAGGAGGAAAUUAGCCGAUUGGACGCGGAGAGGAAAGAAAUGGUGCAAGCAGGCUACAAGGACAAGCACCACACCCUUAGCUCCUUUAUCCUUGGCGGCGGGAUCUUUUUCACGUGCUAUGGAACCUUCAACACUUGGUUUCGCGCCGAGAAGCUCUUCCCCGGGCCCCACUUGUUCGCCGGCGCGGCCAUCGUGGUGCUGUGGGCGAUCUCUGCGGCCUUGGUGCCCUUCAUGGAGAAAGGAAAUGACGGGGCACGCAAUGCUCACAUUGCACUGAACGGUGUCAACGUUCUACUCUUUGCCUGGCAGCUACCAACCGGCUUUGAAAUUGCACAGAAGGUGUGGGGACUUGACAUUGCGUGGUUCUGA